CUUAAGUUCGGAACGUCUCGAUAUUCUCACUGUACUCCGCUAACCUGCGUCCAGAAGACAUGUUGGUGGUGCUGCUCGCGAUCGUCUGCUUGGGCGUGUUCGCCGUCUACUCGAUGAAGAAACCCAAACACUUUCCGCCAGGUCCAAUGUGGUGGCCGCUAGUCGGCUGCUCGGUGGAAAUGCGCCGCGAGAUGAGGCGGGCCAAAGGACGACAGCAGAUCGUCUUGGAGAAGAUGUGCAGAAAGUGGAACACGAGCGUGGUCGGGAUGAAGAUGGGCAGCCAGCUGGUCGUCUGCGUGUCUAGCUUUCCCGUCCUGAAAAAGGUGUUCGACAACGAGGCUUUCUUCGCCCGACCGAACAACUUCUUCACGAAGCUUCGCACCAUUGGAUCGUGCCCCGGCAUAACUUGUGCGGAAGGAUCGCUAUUUGAGGAGCACAAGAGGUUCGUGCUCAAAAAUCUGCAAAGUCGCACUGGGAAAAUGGAAAUGGAAGCGAAAAUCUUCGAGGAGCUCGAAGAUGUGAAGCAAUUGAUCGAUGACGACCGCCUGAAGGUCCAGUUCGGGCAGAUUAUGCAACCGGCAGUCGUCAACAUUAUAUGGUCUUUCAUUGCUGGGCAGCGUAUCAAGAGAUCCGAUCCGAAAUUCCAAACGCUACUAGGACUUUUGGACGCACGAAGUAAAGCGUUCGACAUGGGUGGCGGAACUUUGAGUAACUUCCCCUGGCUUAGAUUUAUCGCACCGGAUUGGGUGGGGUUCACCUUGAUUAACAACUUGAACAUGGAGCUGAAGAGCUUCUUCACGAAGACAAUUAAUGACCACUACAGCACCUGGGGCGAGGACAGGACAGGCGAUUUGAUUUACUCUUUCAUCUCCCAAGGACGCACGAAGGAUAAAUCUGGCACGUUCACAGACGACCAGCUCUUGAUGAUUAUUCUCGAUUUAUUCGUCGGCGGCGCGCAUUCCAGUGCCGCAAUACUAGACUUCGCCUUUCUGAUGAUGAUGCACUAUCCUGAUGUUAAACACAGAGUCCAGGCUUGUCUAGACGACGCCUUCGCUAGUUCCGAUCAGAUUCAGUACCAAGAUAGGCAUAGAAUUCCAUACGUGGAGGCAACCUUGUCUGAGGUGAUGAGGUACUGUCACGUGUUUCCAGUGGGGGGCUCUCGUCGAGCACUCAGAGACACUGAGCUGGAAGGAUACACAAUCCCAAAGGAUACCACAGUCCUCAUAGAUCUGUACUCAGUUUUAAACAGCAAAGACGUCUGGGGCGACCCGGAAAAUUUUCGACCGGAACGGUUUAUGGUCGACGACCAGUUGGCCGUCAUCGAAAAUUACAUUCCUUUCGGAAUCGGUAGGCGGCGAUGCUUGGGGGAAUCCCUGGCGCGGAGAAUUCUAUUUUUGGUGUUCGCGGAGGUCAUGAAGACCUACGACAUCUUACCGGAAGAGGGAGCGCCACUUCCACCGAUCGACCCCCAACCCGGAAUUACGGCUCUGCCCCAACCGUAUAAAGCGAGAUUCGUCAGAAGAGACAGUGUUUUGAAUAAAAGCUAG
Molecule: messenger RNA, 1547 nt
Organism: Photinus pyralis (common eastern firefly)
Lineage: Eukaryota; Metazoa; Arthropoda; Insecta; Coleoptera; Lampyridae
Product: probable cytochrome P450 305a1
Exons: 5
Coding region: 60-1547 (495 amino acids)
Biological process (GO): xenobiotic metabolic process
Cellular component (GO): cytoplasm; intracellular membrane-bounded organelle
Molecular function (GO): iron ion binding; oxidoreductase activity, acting on paired donors, with incorporation or reduction of molecular oxygen, reduced flavin or flavoprotein as one donor, and incorporation of one atom of oxygen; heme binding
Source: RefSeq, a predicted model, not a curated record